GAUGGCGGUCGGGGGUGGCGGUGGCGGUUUGCGUCCGUUUUGCGUGUCACUAUGGCUGAGUAACUGUGGUCGGUGGGCCAGCAGUCAUUGUGGCCGGAAUCGGGUGUCAUUGUGGCCAGAAUCGGGUGUCACUAUGGCCGGAGUCACUUUGGCCAGAGUCACUGUGGCCAAAGUCACUGUGGCGGUGGGGCAGCCACUGUGGUCGGUGGGGCAUUCACUGUGAUUGGUGAGGUCACUUUGGGCGGAGUCACUUUGCUCGGAGUCACUUUACACUGCAGGAUUAAUUGUGAUGCUGGUCACAUUUUUAGAAUUUUUAAAAAUAGAUCACUUUUCUAUCUUUUAUCCUAUUUUUAGUAAUAUUGAAAUAAAAGGCCUAUUUUUUGCCCCCUAGGUGCAACUUCUUAAACUUGUGAGUUAGUAAUCAUCUUGCCAUUGAAAUUCAACUAUCUUCCGGGUUCGGAAUCAAAGAGAAACAAGCAGCUUUGAAAACAUUCUCAGCAAGACUGAAAAAUGGAGGAAAUCUCGCAAUCAUCCGCGCCACCACUUGAUUCCCUCAAACUGUCCCACAAGAUUACCGAAGUCGCCGCCGGAGAAGCUCACACUCUCGCUCUCACCGCGGAUGGGAGCGUUUAUUCUUGGGGAAGAGGAUUUUUUGGCCGGCUCGGCACUGGAUCGGAGCUCGACCAGAUGUUUCCUGUCAGAGUUGAGUUUGGCUCUACGGCUGUUAAGAUUGUGGCUAUUGCGGCUGGAGCUUAUCACAGUCUCGCGCUUGCAGAUGAUGGGUCUAUUUGGGGAUGGGGUUAUAAUUUAUACGACCAACUUGGUGCAAAUGGAGAAAAUUCGCUAGCUCCUCGUUUACUAGAAGGAUUCAUUGGGCUGGGUUCCCUCAAUGCCUCAAGAGAGGAACCAGAAAAGAAGAAAUUAAUGAUUUAUUCUGUUAAAGCCGGAGCAAUGAUGUCUCUAGCAAUUGACAGUCUAGGAGGUCUCUGGAUAUGGGGCAACUGCCCUCAGCCACAACAAGACAAGCCAGUUGAUGCUAAAUUUUCUAUCGCAUGCACUCCUAAUCCAACACCUGUAUGGAGCUUUCAUCGGCACACUGUUGUUAAGGUGGCAUGUGGAAAUGAGCAUAUUGUGGCAUUGGUUACCACAGGGGAAACGUAUGAAGGGGAUAAUGAUCUUGUGUGCUAUUCUUGGGGUGGAAACAGUCAUGGUCAAUUAGGUUUGGGGGAUAAAGAAAGCCGAAUCUUUCCGGAAAUUGUCAAACCCUUUAAUUCCCAAUCCCCUUGGACCGUUUAUGAGGUGGCAUGUGGGGCUUUCCACACAGCUUUACUAUCAAAGAAAACCCAAAAUGGCAUAUUGGAAAGUGUUUGCUGGACAUUUGGCCUAGGUGACAAUGGGCAAUUAGGUCAUGGCACUAACCAAAGCCAUUUAUCCCCCGAACCAGUGAGAGAAUUGCCAAGAAGUGCGACUCUCAUUUCAAUUGACUGCGGCUUGUUCCACACCAGUCUUAUCUCAUCAGCUGGAGAUGUUUGGUCAUGGGGAAUGCAAAAAGGCAUGGGUCUAUGCCCCGAUACAAGGUUCACCGGAGAUGAAACUGGCGAUGCAAUGUUGCCUGUAUUGAUCCAUUGUGAAAAUGGGCAUAAUAAGUUUCAAGAACCUGUCCAAAUUGUCUGUGGUGCAGCCCAUACAGUUCUCCUUUCAGAUUCUGGGUACAAGAUCUGGUCGUGGGGACGGGGACGGAGUGGGGUACUUGGAACUGGUCAAACAACUGAUACUUUCAUUCCAAUUCCCGCAAUGUGGCCCCCGCCUCUAGAUGAAUAUAAGAGCAAAGAAAGUGAAGAAGAAAUGAAACCUACUAAGGAGGUCAUUGAAAUGGAGAAAAAGCUAUAUGCAGCCAAGAUGGAGAUAAAUCAGCUUCGAACGAAACUAUCUGUGAUGGGAAAGUACGCUGGCAUCCUUCACAGCUCUAUAUUUGGGAAACCGUUUGAUGAUAAACAAGAUAUCCCUGCCUCAGUGCACAGUGGGGGUACGUUUGAAAUAGCAAAGGAGUGGGAAAACAUGUUGGAGUGCUUGGAUCGUGGAAAGCUAGUGAGGCUAGAGUUGUUUUACAGCAACAUGCUUGCUGGUGUUAAGGAUAGCAUAUUGAAGAAACGGAUCAAGGAGAUCGUUGUCGAUUGCCUUGGCUCUUCCCGUUAAUGCAAUUAGUGAGUCCAUAGGUUUCUCCAAGAACAUAACUGUUGUAUAGUCAAAUGUUGUUUGACCAAUGUGAAUUAUCAAGUUGUGUUGUAAUUUGUUUUCAUCAUUUAUCCCAAUUGCGCGCCAGUGCAACUGAUCCCAUAGAGUUGGGAUUACAAUGGUUUGGUUUUGGCCUAACGUCCAACCGGUGUCUGGCCGUCUGGGAGGUGCAUGUGUUGUGCAGUACAUGCGAUGACAUUUUGAAGAAAGAAAGAAAACCGUAUACCACCCCAAGAAAAAACAAUCUGCCAGCCAUUUUGAAGAAAGAAAGAAAACCGUAUACCACCCCAAGAAAAAACAAUCUGCCAGCCGGCACUAUUGUUCUCCUCAUGCUUGAUGAGAAACUUCUCAGAGAGUUUCUAAAAUUGUGGUGCCAUGUAGUUAAAAUAAUGUGUAGACGAAGAUUAGAUGGUUAUUCAUGCCAGAAACUUGACAUUGCAACUUUAAAAAAACUAGGCGACGUAUACUAAGUUGAAGUGUAGUCAAUGUUCCAAUCUUUUCUAACAUUCAACUCUCAACUAUCAAUUGUUCGACCCCUCACUGUUUCAAC
Messenger RNA from Cuscuta epithymum, 2785 nucleotides. The record is from the annotation of a GenBank genome assembly. Lineage: Eukaryota; Viridiplantae; Streptophyta; Magnoliopsida; Solanales; Convolvulaceae.